Lathyrus sativus (Indian pea) is the source of this 1722-nucleotide messenger RNA. Lineage: Eukaryota; Viridiplantae; Streptophyta; Magnoliopsida; Fabales; Fabaceae. The record is from the annotation of a GenBank genome assembly.
AUGCAUAUAGCUACAUUCAAGAGAAAGAAGAAUCACACGUGUACGGAAAAGUCCAGAGUCAUCGGAGUUUUUCUCACCGGCGUCCUUCGCCGUCGGCUCAUUCACCGUCUUCUCAUUUCGGCUAUCUCCGUUUGCGUUCUUUUGUUGUUUUCAAUGCUCUCUCUCUUCGCUCCUUCUUCUGCUAUGGAGAAUAACCUGGUUAGGUCUCGUUUUAUUUUGAAUCAUCAAUCGGAGUUUUACGUUCCGGCCAGUGGAGAUAGUUACAGGCAUGAUUUGUGGAAUUCGACGAACUCGCAGCUUUUCGUUGGCUGUAGUAAUGCCGGCUUCAACUUCGCAAAAACCAAUAGCAAAACUCAUCCGGAUCGAUAUGUGUUAAUUGUAACCAGUGGAGGCUUAAAUCAACAAAGAACAGGGAUAAUUGAUGCGGUUGUGGCUGCCUAUAUUUUGAAUGCUACUCUUGUUGUUCCGGAGUUGGAUCAUGCAUCUUUCUGGAAAGACAACAGUAAUUUUUCUGAGCUAUUUGAUACUGAUUGGUUUAUAAAAUUCCUCCGGAAUGAUAUAAGAGUUAUAAAACAACUUCCACUUAUGGGAGAGAAAUUUGUGGCCCCAUAUACAGUGCGUGUUCCAAGGAAAUGCACCCCUAAAUGUUAUGAGGACCGUGUUUUACCCGUGCUGAUCAAGAAACGUGCUGUUCGGCUCACGAAGUUUGACUAUAGACUUUCCAAUAUGUUGGAUGAUGAUCUGCAAAAGCUGAGGUGCAGGGUAAACUACCAUGCUCUCAAAUUUACGGAUUCCAUUCAGGGAAUGGGAAAUUUGUUAGUUGAGCGGAUGGGAAUGAAAAGCGAGCAUUUCAUUGCUCUACAUUUAAGGUUUGAACCAGAUAUGCUUGCAUUCUCUGGCUGCUAUUAUGGUGGGGGAGAUAAAGAAAGAUCAGAACUUGGUGUAAUUAGGAAGCGGUGGAAAAAUUUACAUGCAAGUAAUCCUGAGAAAGAAAGAAGGCAUGGAAGGUGCCCACUUACCCCAGAGGAAGUUGGUCUUAUGCUUAGAGCACUAGGUUUUGGAAUUGACACUCAUAUGUAUGUGGCUUCUGGAGAAAUAUAUGGAGGUGAGGAAACAUUAGCACCCCUCCGAGCUCUAUUCCCUAACUUCCAUUCAAAGGAGACCUUAGCUACCAAGGAAGAGUUGACACCAUUUGUUUCAUUCUCUUCUCGCAUGGCUGCACUUGAUUACAUAGUUUGCGACAAGAGCGAUGUUUUCGUCACAAACAACAAUGGGAACAUGGCUAAAAUUUUAGCUGGAAGAAGGAGGUACUUUGGUCAUAAACCUACCAUCCGUCCAAAUGGAAAAAAGUUGAACCCCUUAUUCAUGAACAAACAUAACAUGACAUGGGAAGAAUUUGCACCUCGAGUUCGAAAAUUCCAGGUAGGGUUCAUGGGAGAGCCUAAUGAGUUGAGGCCAGGCAGUGGUGAGUUUCAUGAGAAUCCAACAUCUUGCAUAUGUCAAAAAUCAGGGUCACCGGUAAAAAUUGAGGGGUUUGGACCGAUUAAGGUAGAAAACAGGACAGAAGAGCAGCCUUCCGAGGAAGAUCGGGAGUGGUCUGAAUUAGAUUAUGAUUUGGACAAUUAUAAAAAUCAGGUUCAGCUUAAAGAAACUAAAACUGAUUCAAUUCCUCUUCAAACGGGAACAGACCAAGUUGAAGUGCAAGAAUUCUUCUCAGAUUAG